Scomber japonicus (chub mackerel) is the source of this 680-nucleotide messenger RNA. RefSeq names its product lysosome-associated membrane glycoprotein 3 (gene lamp3). Gene Ontology annotation, cellular component: membrane. Lineage: Eukaryota; Metazoa; Chordata; Actinopteri; Scombriformes; Scombridae. The transcript is spliced from 6 exons. The record is from RefSeq and is a predicted model, not a curated record. Bases 1 to 606 code for a protein of 201 amino acids.
AUGCAUCAUUAUGGGACCUACACGGUGGAAAACCAUGCUGGGAAAACCUGCAUCAAAGCCACCAUGGGAGUAGAAUACAUUGUCCGCGAAAAGAAGAAGUCCUGGUAUUUUAACCUGAACCCGUCCAGAGUCAUAACCCAUGGUAGUUGUGGAGAAGACAUUGCUACCCUUUUUCUCAUACUGCCGGGUUAUGGUGCCACUCUGCAGUUCGAAUUCAAAAAGGCAGCGACUCUUUUCUAUGUCACCGACCUGACUGCUCACCUGUCUCCUCGGCCUGUCUGCCUGGGAUGUGCCAAUAAAACAUACUCAGGUUUAAUCACAAAUGACAAGCUGUUUGCAGCAGGCGAUGGUCAGAGCUUCAAGUGCAGUUCUGUGAGUCUGCUUUCCACCUCUUCGGAGCUGAGGAUCAAGCUGGUUGGCUUACAGGUGCAGGCCUUCAGGGUGCCAACAUUCCUGUUUGGAUCAGUGGUGGAUUGUUGGACUGAUUAUUACAAGGAGCUCAUUCCCAUCAUCCUUGGGGCCACAGUGCUGACCCUCGUCAUGACCGCUUUGCUGGUCUUCUUGCUCAUCAAAGACCGCCACAGAACAGGCUACGUGAGGAUCUGAGUCUGAUGUGAACCUGGAUGCAGAUUAUCUUCACCUCAAAGACCACUCCAACCCCUGUCACCAUUACGAAAAGU